Molecule: messenger RNA, 651 nt
Organism: Funneliformis caledonium
Lineage: Eukaryota; Fungi; Glomeromycota; Glomeromycetes; Glomerales; Glomeraceae
Source: the annotation of a GenBank genome assembly
AUGCCCGCGAAAGUAUCGUUAAUUUGUCUUGUUCACUCAAUUAACGAAAAAGACAGUACAAAUUAUGUAAUUAGAGAAGCCAUCAUAAUCGUUCGAAGGGAAGAUAAUACUUCAAUGGAGUUAAAAGUUACUAGCUUCAUUCCUAAAAGCUCAGCUGUACCUAGAUGGAUCCCAUUAUACAAUCCAGAAAACAUCGUAAGAUUAACCGGAAAAUUUACAUUGGAUAAAAAACCACCCCAUGAUCCUACUUUACAGGUUACAGCAAAUGCUGAUGACAUUACUGGACUCUCCGUAUUUAUUACGGGUUUUAUUACAAAAACCGUUAAGAUAGAUAACCUAUUUAAAACAAUUAAAAUCACUGUCACCGAAUAUAUUGGAAAAGGUAGCGCAGGAAAUAACUUCAUUAUUACCUGUAGAUACUUAAAAUCAGAUGAGAGGAUUGACAAAAAAGUCAUCAAGACCCGAAAAAACUCUAACCUUAUGAUUACCAGAGAAUUAACCUUCGUAGAUCCGGAAUUCGUAGUGGAAAUACAAGAUAUUAAUUUCCUUCCCAUGUCUAUUGCGAACGUAGAACCAGCAUCAGGACAGUCAUCAGGAAGAAUUUCGGCCCAAGUCAUGGCUAAUACAAGUCUUUCAAAUGAUGAAGAGUAA